UGUUAAUGAGCCAAUGAUGUGAGAGAAAUGCGCAUAUAUUUGCACGUUGUCCAAUAGCUGGUUUGGUGGGCGUGUACAGGAUUGUUCUUCACUAAAAGCUCUUAUCAUUAGGUCCGCAAAGUGUGGCAAUUGACAGGGCUGUAGCAUCCAGAACUAAAAGUUGUCUUUUAGUAUUAUUACAAAUAAAGACAUUAAACUGAAUUAGCUCGACAGGAUUGAGAUGUUACAGUUUAGGGCUUCACUUGUGCUGAAGGAGUUGAUACAAGCCAGCCCAAAGCGUUCGUUUUCUGACAUUAUAAGGCAUAAGAAGACUUUACCAAAUGCGUACUUCGACAGCGCUGCUUACCCGGAUGGUAGAAUAUCUCAAUUAAAGACUGUCUGUAAUGGAAAGCCUUUCAUUCAGCUUUUAGCUGGGAGAAGAUUUCUGUGUACAAAGACCGAAGGAGCAAUUGACCCUGCAGAACCAGUGAAGAAAGAUGAGUCCGUUCAGGAAGCGACGGCAGAUAAGAGAAGGAAGGCUGGCAUCCUGCCCAGCUUGGAAGACCUGCUGUUUUACAGUAUUGCUGACGGCCAGGAGAGGAUCCCAGCUCACAAAUUCAUUACCGCACUGAAGGCCACUGGACUUCGAACAGGAGAUCCACGGCUGAAAGAAUGUAUGGACAUGUUGAAAGUCACCCUCAAAUCCACGUCAGAUGGCGUAAUGCUGGACCGGCACCUGUUCAAAAAGUGUGUCCAGAGCAAUAUUGUUCUCCUAACACAGGCCUUCCGGAAGAAAUUUGUCAUCCCUGAUUUCCAGCCUUUUGCUUCCCACAUCGAUACACUUUAUGAAAAGGCCAGAAAGCUCUCCGGGGGGCUGGUUGCUGACUACAUUCCCCAAAUUGCCAAAUUCAGCCCAGAUCUGUGGGCCGUUUCCCUUUGCACAGUAGAUGGACAAAGACACACAGUGGGAGACACUAAAGUGCCAUUUUGCCUGCAGUCGUGCGUGAAGCCACUCAAGUACGCUAUUGCGGUCCAUGACCAUGGCACUGAAUAUGUGCACCAAUUCAUUGGGAAAGAACCCAGUGGCUUACGCUUCAACAAGCUCUUCCUGAACGAGGACGAUAAACCCCAUAAUCCAAUGGUGAAUGCUGGUGCAAUCGUGUGUACCUCUCUCAUCAAGCAAGGUGCAGGCAAUGCUGAGAAGUUUGAUUAUUUGAUGAACUACUUGAAGAAGAUGGCUGGAAAUGAAUAUGUCGGUUUCAGCAAUGCCACAUUUCAGUCGGAGCGUGAGUCGGGAGACAGGAAUUUCGCUAUUGGAUAUUACCUGAAAGAAAAGAAGUGCUUUCCAGAUGGUACAGACAUGACUGCUGUUCUGGACUUGUACUUUCAGUUGUGCUCCAUCGAGGUAACCUGUGAGAGCGCUAGCGUCAUGGCUGCCACACUGGCCAACGGUGGCUUCUGUCCAAUCACAGGCGAGCGUGUGCUGAGCCCCGAAGCCGUGCGAGACACCCUCAGCCUCAUGCACUCCUGCGGCAUGUAUGACUUCUCUGGACAGUUCGCCUUCCAUGUGGGUCUUCCGGCCAAGUCAGGUGUGUCUGGUGGUAUUCUGCUGGUUGUGCCCAAUGUGAUGGGCAUCAUGUGCUGGUCCCCUCCAUUGGACAGACUCGGCAACAGUGUCCGGGGCAUCCAGUUCUGCACAGAUCUGGUGUCCUUGUUCAACUUCCACAACUAUGACAACCUGAGGCACUUCACCAAGAAGCUCGAUCCCCGCCGAGAGGGAGGGGACCAGCGGUACACCUUCGGACCCCUGGAUUACGAGAGCCUUCAGAAAGAGCUGGUUCUCAAAGACACUAUGUGGACAAAGGUCUCGCCCACUGAGUGCAAUGAGGACAGCUCCACUACUGUAGUCUAUAGGAUGGAGAAUGUCAGAGAUGGCAACUAAAAGAGAUCUGACUGACCUCGGCGAGCUCUUUGACAGUAUAUAUUUAUGUACUUUAACUGUUAUUUAUUUUCAAUGAAUCUCAUUCUCAGCACAUGUUGGUUCUGCACCAGUCUUGGUGAACUUGAAUGACUAUGGUAGAGGAUAUGGUCCUUGCUCCUUGGCUUCUAUGUAUCUAUCUGUGCUAACACUGAAAAGCAUAGCAGAGGGCUUUAUUCUUCACUUACAUGGAUUUUAGGUGCAGCGUGAUUUAUAGGCUCUUGUCUCUCAUAGACCAGAAAGUGUUGUUUUUUUGUUUCUGAUUUUUUUUUCUCGUUUUAAGUUGAGCAUUGGCUGCUGAACAGAGACCGCAGGUGGUUCUGUUUUGCACUACGACUAAAUGUGGUGGUCAUGUAUAAUUAACUGCAUCGUACCAGAUGUAGAGUCGUCUGUGAGGUCUUUAACUUGGUGUCACAAGUACAUGGACAUCUUCUGUAACGUUAUUAUUUUUUUCACUGUCAUGUUUUAACCGUGUAUGCUGCUGUUGUUUCUUUGGAACACAAAUAUUGUUUUACGAAUUUUCAUGCAACUUAUUUUCCAUAUUCCAAUCUAAAUCUUAUUAAAAUAACCAUAAAAGUUGUCCAUCUAAUUGAAGUGUUCUGAAGCCAUAUACUAGCUUUCAUAAGGUAAAAGAUGAACAUUUCAGUUAUUGAAAAUGGCAUUUGGUGCGAAUUUGGUAUCUGUAGUAUCAUUGGAUAACGUGUCAGAUUUAGUCAACACACACGCCUUGAAAAAAAAUUGAA
Molecule: messenger RNA, 2700 nt
Organism: Carassius carassius (crucian carp)
Lineage: Eukaryota; Metazoa; Chordata; Actinopteri; Cypriniformes; Cyprinidae
Gene: glsb
Product: glutaminase b
Exons: 16
Coding region: 221-1921 (566 amino acids)
Biological process (GO): L-glutamine catabolic process
Molecular function (GO): protein binding; glutaminase activity
Source: RefSeq, a predicted model, not a curated record